GCACCAUCAAGUACCAAUAUCAAAAAUUAUUUAAAAUAAAAUUGUAAUUCAAAGAUUCUGGUUACUGGAUCAAACAGAGCUUGAUAAAAUAUAAUUUGGAUUUUGUUGCCACGUGAUAAGUACCAUUCUGCCUUGGAGCGGGGGACGCGAGAAAAAAAGAAGACAAUCGCCCGGAAUAAUUUGAGCCAAGUGUAUAAAAUGGCGGCACGCCGCUGACACCGCGCAGUGGCUAGCGCGUUCCCGCCAAAACAACUGUCAAACCGGUGUGGUCACUCUAAAAAUUUUCUAUAAAAGAAAAAAAUGAGUGCCCUACUCCUAAUCGCCGUCGCUGUUCUCAUUUUAUACAAAGUUUACUCCCGUAAAACUAUAACUAUUCAACGGGAGAACAAAUAUGGGGAAGCUAAAGAGGUGGUUUUGAGCGAAGCACCGGGGCCGGUACCUUUCCCGGUCGUUGGUAGUUUACAUCUAUUGGGGAAACACGAGUCUCCUUUCCAAGCGUUUACGGAGCUAGCCAAAGAGUACGGGGACAUAUUUAGCAUACAGUUGGGCGGGUCAAAGUGUUUAGUAGUUAAUAAUCUGGAGCUAAUCAGGGAAGUCUUGAACCAGAACGGGAAGUUCUUCGGAGGACGACCAGACUUCGAGAGGUUCCAUAGUCUGUUCGCUGGCGAUAGAAAUAACUCCCUGGCGCUCUGCGACUGGUCGAAUUUGCAACUACGCCGUCGUAACCUGGCGCGCCGACACUGCGGCCCCAAGCAGCACACGGACAACUUCGCCCGCAUCGGCAGCGUCGCCACAUUCGAAGCUAUCGAGCUCGUCCAGACCUUGAAACACGUCACCAGGACCACAGAAUCCGCCAUCAACCUCAAACCACUCCUCAUGUCCACAGCCAUGAACAUGUUCAGCCAUUACAUGUGCAAUGUCAGAUUUGAUGAAGACGACGUCGAAUUCCGCAAAAUCGUCGACCAUUUCGAUGAGAUCUUCUGGGAAAUCAAUCAAGGGUACGCUGUUGAUUUCCUCCCUUGGCUAUCACCGUUUUACAAGAAGCACAUGGAUAAGUUGUCCAACUGGUCGAAAGAGAUCCGCAGCUUUAUCCUAUCGAGAAUCGUAGAGCAGAGAGAAAUGAAUUUGGAAACUGAUGGUCCGGAAAAGGAUUUCCUCGAUGGGCUCCUAAGGGUUUUACAUGAUGAUCCGACUGUUGAUAGAGACACGAUUAUUUUCAUGCUUGAAGACUUCUUGGGCGGUCAUUCGUCUGUUGGAAACCUGGUUAUGCUUUGCUUAGCUGCUGUGGCGCGCGACCCUGAAGUAGGGAAGAAGAUUCGUUCAGAAAUCGAAGGUCUGACAAAGGGAAAGCGCGCUAUCAGCCUAGUCGAUAGAAGCAGCCUGCCGUAUACGGAAUCAACUAUCUUGGAAGUUUUGAGAUACGCGUCUUCUCCGAUCGUUCCUCACGUAGCUACGGAGAACGCUGAAGUAGCUGGGUUUGGAGUUGAGAAAGGGACCACGAUCUUUAUAAACAACUACGAGUUGAACACAUCGGAGAAAUACUGGAAUGAGCCGGAAAAAUUCGAUCCCUCUCGAUUCUUAGAGCGCAGUAAGGUGCGCGUCAGGAGGAAGUCUCAAUGUGACUCAGGUAUGGAAUCUGACAGCGAACGAACAGGGCCUUUGGAUAAAACGACAGAGAUGGAGAAGGAAGUAGUAUCAGUUAAAAAGAACAUACCCCACUUCUUGCCGUUUAGCAUCGGUAAAAGGACAUGCAUCGGGCAGACGCUUGUGACGACAAUGAGUUUCGUUAUGUUUGCGAAUAUUAUGCAAGAGUUUGACAUCGGUGCUGAACAUCUAGAAGACUUGAGACAGAAACCAGCGUGCGUAGCUCUUCCUAAAGACACAUUUAAUCUGUACGUAGUACCCAGAAAGCACUGAAUAAUUUAUUAUUGUAGAUAAUCAAUCUCCUCAGCCAAUAUUAAGG
Cydia fagiglandana is the source of this 1963-nucleotide messenger RNA. RefSeq names its product cytochrome P450 307a1-like (gene Cyp307a1). The transcript is spliced from 2 exons. The record is from RefSeq and is a predicted model, not a curated record. The coding region runs from base 301 to 1917 and encodes 538 amino acids. Gene Ontology annotation, molecular function: heme binding; iron ion binding; oxidoreductase activity, acting on paired donors, with incorporation or reduction of molecular oxygen. NCBI's taxonomy places the organism in Eukaryota, Metazoa, Arthropoda, Insecta, Lepidoptera, Tortricidae.